AUGAGCAUGAUCGAGGAGCAAACUGUCAUUGCGCUAAGAGGGCCAAAGCUAGAUUCAAGGAACACACUUGGCAAACUUGUGCUGGCGAACAUUCGUAUGCCAUCCAUCUGCGAAAGGCCGAGAUCCUAUCAGGACGAGAAGAACCAGCCUGAUCAGACCCGUCUCUUCCUCUACUUUUCCCGCUUGGUUUGUCGGGCAAUAUUACUCCGUCACUGGAUAUCGCGGAUCACAAAAGAUGAAGAUGAACUCUGGAUUUCCAAACUCCUCAUCCCGGCAACUCCAACCGCUAUCAACUAUAUAGUUUUUUCCAGCAAGUUCGCACUUGGGAUUCUUCACAACACCCGUGGAAGAGGGGCUCGAAUGGCCUGCAGCGUUCAUGAAUCCGUACCAUUUUAUUCUAAUUUGACAUUUAUGAGUUUCUUGCUGUAUCGAAACCGGUAUGAUGGUACAGAAUUCGCCACCCUCAUUCAGGAAGUCCUUCGAUUUUCGGAAAGGCAAAACCUCCUGACAUCCUUUCAGCCCAACGAAACAACCAAUGUCAUGUCAAGCCCGAACGACAACGGCGAUCACGGCAAACAGGACACAAUAAGUAAAGACAUAUAA
This is a messenger RNA of Histoplasma capsulatum G186AR, 603 nucleotides long. RefSeq lists its product as uncharacterized. The transcript has 3 exons. The coding region runs from base 1 to 603 and encodes 200 amino acids. Lineage: Eukaryota; Fungi; Ascomycota; Eurotiomycetes; Onygenales; Ajellomycetaceae. The record is from RefSeq and is a predicted model, not a curated record.